Eriocheir sinensis (Chinese mitten crab) is the source of this 2212-nucleotide messenger RNA. RefSeq names its product pre-mRNA-splicing factor 38B-like. Gene Ontology annotation, cellular component: precatalytic spliceosome. The record is from RefSeq and is a predicted model, not a curated record. NCBI's taxonomy places the organism in Eukaryota, Metazoa, Arthropoda, Malacostraca, Decapoda, Varunidae. Bases 150 to 1403 code for a protein of 417 amino acids. The transcript has 9 exons.
UUACGAUAAAAAAUAAAUAAUAAAUAAAUAAAUGAACCUUUGAUCUGGCAACACUACUGAGCAACGCAGGAGAACGCGGCCAAAGACAAGGAAGAGGUCGUCGUCAUCUUCCUCGUCUUUAUUUACUCAUUUACGGCGCAGGAGGGAACAUGAAGGCGGGUGCGUGUGAGUAUGAGGAGGAUGGGGAAAAAGGAGCGGCUGGGAACAAAAAGCCUAAUGGUCUGCCUAUCUGGGGAAAUGAAAAGACUAUGAACCUCAACCCUCUCAUCCUCACCAACAUACAGUCUUCACAGUAUUUUAAGGUCAACUUGUACCAGCUGAAGACAUAUCACGAGGUAAUUGAUGAGAUCUACUACAACGUGAAUCACCUUGAGCCAUGGGAGAAGGGCAGCCGGAAAACAUCCGGUCAGACUGGAAUGUGUGGCGGGGUGCGAGGUGUGGGGGCGGGUGGCAUUGUCUCCACAGCGUUCUGCAUCCUGUAUAAACUCUACACACUGCGGCUCACCAGGAAGCAGGUGGUGGGCCUCCUCAACCACAGUGACUCCCCCUACAUCCGGGGCCUCGGCUUCAUGUACAUCAGGUUCACCCAGCCGCCAGCCGACCUGUGGGACUGGUUUGAGCCGUACCUGGAUGAUGAGGAGGAGAUAGACGUGCGUGCAGGAGGCGGCCAGACAACCACCAUUGGCCACACGGUGCGUCACAUGCUGUCCAAACUUGAGUGGUAUUCGACACUCUUCCCUCGCAUCCCUGUUCCCAUCCAGAAAGAUCUCGAGAAAAAAUUGUCAGAACAUGCGGCUGCCAAAGCUGCUACCAACCCUCCAGUUGCCUCGCCAGCAAAGAAAGAUUGGUACGGUGGACGGCCAGAAGCAGAAGCCCCCGAGAAGGACCACGGGCGGCCACAAGGGGGCAGCCAAGAGCGCAGCUGCCAUGACACAGACCGGGGCCGAGAGUUGGACCGAGAGAACCGAGAGAGAGAGAGGUCCCGGGAUAGAAUCCGAGAAAGGGAUGCCCCACGCUCACAAGAAUUUGACAGAGAGAGGCGGUCUGACCGGUCGAAGGAAAGGAACGGUGACUUCGACCGCAGUAAAAACAGGCACCGUGACCGGGAGCGGGAACGAGACCGGGAGCGUGAUAGAGAAAGAGACAGAGAGAGGGACCGGGACAGAGAGAGAGAGAAGGAGAGAGAUCGUGACCGCCACAGGCAUCGUGAGAAAGACCACAGCAGCCAUGACAAGAAACAUCGGCGACGGGACCGCUGCAAUUAUCCAGAUGACAAAGGGGACUUUGCUGAUUUGUUGGAAAGGGAAAAGCACCGCAUCAAGAAGGAGCGCAAAAGAGAUGGCAGUCGAGAGCGGCCAAAGAGGAGCAGGUCACCUGACAAGGAUCGCCGUCGCCACCACUGAAACCAGCUGUGUAAAUACUAAUGCAACUGGUUAUUAAGUAGGAAAGGUGGAUUGUAGCCCGUUGUCAGGUGGCAGUGAAGGUGCUUAGGUUGGAGGUGAAGUUAUAUCCCACAAGUGAUGAGUGACUGAUAAUGUUCAGGAAUUAGAUGACUAUUGUGUUAGAGUGUAAAUGACCAUCAUGAAUUUACCUUUGCCUGUGAGAUCUAUUUUAAAUUAUUUAGGUGAAGUUUCAAGACUGAUGAGAUAAAUUAUGAUUUCUUCAGGUGCAUCACCAGUACAUUCCCAAGAAAGUGAUUGUGGUACUGUUCUCUGGUGUCAUGAUGUUCCACCUCAGGGUGUUAAAUAUGUGGUGGCUGGCACAAGCUUAGUGUUAGCAGGGUGGCUAGUGAGCUGACCACCCUGCGUUAUGCUGGCACUGUUUCCUGUAAAGAUGGGAAGUGUAACGAAGGAAGAUAACCAUUUCUUCAUUACACCAACAGCAGCAGCAACAACAAAUCAUUAGCAAAGGAUCAGCACUAGGAAGAAAAUAUAUUAUUUGCCCCAGCAUGUAUUUAUUAUGAGGGUGACUGGAUAAAACAAUAAUGUUAAGAUGUAUAGUAGUUAUACAGAUGUUAUAUUUUUAGUGCCUCCAGUGGUCAUUGAAGAAAAGUUUGGAGUAUUGUUUUGAUAGUAAAAUUCUCAGUGUUGAGUGUCAAGAAAAACUCCAAUUAAGGUACAAAAAUGGCAUAUUGCUGUGUGAUGCCAUCAUCAACCAAGAGGCUUCAUAUUUGUAUGAUAAUUGACUGAAUUUUAUUAAAAGUAAUGUUUUU